Molecule: messenger RNA, 1389 nt
Organism: Fusarium oxysporum Fo47
Lineage: Eukaryota; Fungi; Ascomycota; Sordariomycetes; Hypocreales; Nectriaceae
Exons: 6
Coding region: 250-1233 (327 amino acids)
Source: RefSeq, a predicted model, not a curated record
AUGAUCCCUCGCUUCUCAGCAAUAUCUCAAUCCCAAAAAUGACUACGGAGAGCAUCAUAACGGUAAUCAAUUGCGAUGAAUGACGAAAGUUGUGUUACCUGAGGGGAGCCAACAGAUGUGACGACCAAACGUAAGUAUGAGUUACAAAGCACCAUAUAAAUACUCUCCACUAAUUUCUGCACCUUCGCAUCAAUUCGCCAAGGCCGAAUAUUCUAACGCAACCCUUGGAUCACCUACGAGACCUUCGUAAUGUCACGAAACAUCUGCAUCACCGCCGUUGACGGCAACACCGGCUUUCUCAUCGCCGAACUAAUCCUCAAACACCGUGACUUUUCUCGCAAAGUCGACUCCGUCAUUGGUCUAACUCUUCACCCCGACUCCCCAAAAGCAAAAGAACUUCAAGACCUCGGCGCCAAGAUCGUCGCCCAUAAGCCCGGCCGUCUUCGUGAAAUGGCCAAAACUCUACAAGACACUGGGUGCGACACCAUCUGUCUCGUUCCUCCUGCUCACGAGCAUAAGCUUGAGAUUAGUGAGGAGCUCGUUCAUGCUGCGAAGAAGGCGGAUGUUCCGAAUGUGCUGCUUAUUAGUUCGGCGGGGUGUGAUUAUGCUGAGAGGGGGAAGCAGCCGAGACUGAGGGAGUUUAUUGAUUUGGAGACGUUGGUUAUGGAGGCGAAGGGGGAUCCGAAUGUUUCUACUGGAACUUCCCCUUGUAUUAUUCGGGCUGGGUUCUAUGCUGAGAACCUUUUGCUGUAUGGGCAGCAGGCCAAGUCGGAGGGUGUUCUGCCGCUUCCAAUUGGAGAAUUCCACAAGUUUGCGCCUGUUGCACUUGGUGACGUUGCUCAAGUCGCUGCUCAUGUUCUGACUGGCAAGGGCAAGCAUGGUUUUGAUGACCGUCACCGUGGACAAAUGAUGGUCGUAACUGGCCCCAUGCUCUGUGCUGGCAAAGAGCUCGCAGAAGCAGCCAGCAAGGCUCUCGGCGCCGAACUUCAGUUCGAGAACAUUUCCCAUGCCGAAGCGAAGAGAGUUCUCAAGUCCCAGUCUGAGAUCGAUCCAUCCGAACAGCAAUAUCUCCUCGAGUACUACAGCCUUGUGAAGGAGGGCAAAACCAACUACAUCUCAACCACAGCUUUCCACGAUGUGACCGGAGAGCACCCCACUGAACCGGAAAAUUUCUUCAAGAUCUAUGAAGGCGAGAUGAGGCCGAAGAAGAAGGCUAAGCAUGAGCACAAGUGAGGCUGCACUGUUAUGAAGAGGAUGCUGUUAAGCCGAAUCAAAUCUGGACCUAGGAAGUUCAGACCUAUCUGGGACUCGGAGUCUGAGAUGCUAGAUAUCGCUGGCGUUAAUAAGGGUUCUUGUAAUUUAAUUCUCAAUGCCUCAUUUUACGGCCAA